UUUCUUGCGUGACGUAUAAUCUAGUGGACGGAAAGCUUCAACGGCAGUAAAAGACUACUGAUUCAACCACUUCGGUAGCGCACAUUAAACCAGUCUUGUUUAUAUUAAUGUCAGUGUUUUUAAACAUCAUUCUGUUUUACGUAUUGACUAGUUGAAAAAAAAGAAGUUAUUUGCUUGUUAAAUGAAAUUGGCUAAUGUGUUCAAUUGUUAACGUUACUGCACUAGGCUAAACGCUAAUGCUAACUAUCUAGCUAGCUAACAUCGCGACCAUGUGCUCACUAAGCUAUUCGGAGAAAGAAGCUCUAGCGCUGAUCAUCAUCGUAAAAGAAGAAGAGGAAGAAGCUUUAAGAAUAAAAAAGGAAGAAGAGGAGACUGUCACAUUAGAAGAAGAAGAGGUGGAUAUUACAGUGAAAGAAGAGAAAGAACCUUUUGGAGUAAAAGACGAAGAGGAGGCUAUCUCAAUUAAAGAGGAGGAUGAGGAGGAGACUGAAGAUCCUGUUAACACCAGAGAGAGACAUGACUAUGGUGGAUCCUCUGUGGAGCCUCAACAACAUCCUGAUGCUGACGAGGCAGAGAAGAGUCUCUCCAGAUCAGAACACCAGAUGGACAACGCUAGCCCUUCCUCCCUGCCGCAGUCCCCGUGUCGUUCCUCUCCCGGUAGCACCUUACUGCUGGGUAUAAAGAGGUUGUCUGUGCUGCUGGUGGACUGCAGGAAAACAACGGGGCUGAGUGGAACUGUGAGAGGAGAAGAGAUGAAAGGAUCAGAUUUGACUCAUCAAAAAGAGAGACCCGACUCAGAGGAACCAGAGACGUCUGAACCAGUGAGACGACACCACUGUUCCCAGUGUGGAAAGAGUUUUAACCAUUUAGGAAAUCUUAAAAACCACAAGAGAACACACGCAGAGAAGUCUUACAACUGCUCUCACUGUGCAAAGAGUUUUACUCAUUUAUGUAGGCUAAAAUCGCAUGAGAGACGACACACAGGAGAUAAGCCUUACCAAUGCUCUCAGUGUGGUAAGAGAUUUUUUGAGUCAACAGAACUGAAAGUUCAUAAGAUAAUACACACAGGGGAAAAACCAUUCCAAUGCUCCCAGUGUGUAAAGACAUUUUCCCGGCCAGGGGACCUGAAAUCACAUGAGAGAAUACACACAGGGGAAAAGCCGUAUCACUGUUCCCAGUGUGGAAAGAGUUUUACAAGUUUAAAAGUCUUGAAAAUGCAUGAGAGACGACACACAGGGGAAAAACCAUUCCAAUGCUCUCAGUGUGGUAAGAGAUAUGUUGCGUCAACAGAACUUAAAGUUCAUAAGAGAAUACACACAUGGGGAAAACCAUUCCAAUGCUCUCAGUGUGUAAAGACAUUUUCCCGACCAGGGGACCUGAAAUUACACGAGAGAAUACACACAGGGGAAAGGCCGUACCACUGUUCCCAGUGUGGAAAGAGUUUUACAAGGUUAAACAUCUUGAAAAUGCAUGAGAGAAUACACACAGGGGAAAAACCAUUCCAAUGCUCUCAGUGUGUAAAGACAUUUUCCCGACGAGGGGAACUGAAAUUACACGAGAGAAUACACACAGGGGAAAAGCCGUACCACUGUUCCCAGUGUGGAAAGAGUUUUACUCAGUUAGGGAGUCUGAAAAGUCAUAAGCGAAUACACUCUGGAGAGAAGCCUUAUCGCUGCUCCAAAUGUGGAAUUGCCUUUUCAGAGUCAAAAACCUUGAAAAUGCAUGAGAGAAUACACACAGGUGAGAAGCCGUACCACUGUUCCUACUGUGGAAAGAGUUUUAGAAAAUCGCAACAGCUGAAACAACACGAGAGAAUACACACAGGAGAAAAGCCUUACCACUGUUCUCAGUGUGGAAUGAGUUUUAGGCUUUUAACGGGCCUCAAAGGUCAUAUGCAAAUGCACUCUGGAGAGAAGUCAAACACAUGUUCUCAUUGUGGAAAGAGUUUUCUGAGGUUAAGCACUCUGAAAUCGCAUGAGCGAAUACACACACAAAAAAAACUCCAAUGUUCCUUGUGUGGAAAGCGGUUUACCCAGUUAGAAGCCCUGAUUGUGCAUCACAGGACACACACAGGCGGGGAUAAGACCUACCACUGCUCCCAGUGUGGAAAGAGAUUUAACUGGUUAAGGCACCUGAAUAAGCAUGAAAGAAUACAUACACAGGAGGAGAAGACAUACCACUGCUCUCAGUGUGGAAAGACAUUUUCCCAGCCAGAGGACCUGAAAUCACAUGAGAGAAUAGAGAGGCUGUGUUCUGACUUGUGUUUCUGACUGAUCAUUUGUGUUUUUGUUUCAUGCCACGUGAAAUCAAAUUGUAUGAAACCAGAAAAAAAUGUUCACUUUUGUUGUUUUUUCAUUUAGAGACAUGAUCACGUCUAAUAUCAGAUUAAAUAUUUAAAACGGUCUGUUUGGUUUUGAUGAGCUUUGAUUGAUUUGAUAAGUAUAAACCCUCUGUUGUUCAUCAUAUGAUUUUCUAUUUGUUAAGGGAUUUUUUUAUUAUCAAUAAUGACUAAUUAUGUAUACAUUUCAAUCAGGACUGACUAAUCAGAAUACUAUUAUGUUACUGUAUAUGUACCAAUCAGAAU
This is a messenger RNA of Oncorhynchus mykiss (rainbow trout), 2584 nucleotides long. The record is from RefSeq and is a predicted model, not a curated record. NCBI's taxonomy places the organism in Eukaryota, Metazoa, Chordata, Actinopteri, Salmoniformes, Salmonidae.